Arachis ipaensis is the source of this 1796-nucleotide messenger RNA. RefSeq names its product Sodium Bile acid symporter family. Gene Ontology annotation, cellular component: chloroplast envelope. Lineage: Eukaryota; Viridiplantae; Streptophyta; Magnoliopsida; Fabales; Fabaceae. The record is from RefSeq and is a predicted model, not a curated record.
CUUUUUGACUAAACGAGAGAUUUGAGUUGCACAAUUAACCAAUUGACUUGAACAAUACAAGUAACCCGCGGGACUGCCACCCUUAGUUGUUAGUAUUACAGCCUUGGAGCCAUGUGGGAGACCACCCGCUCGCUCACCCUUACGCUGCUUCCUCCUACCACUACGACCUUCUCAUAUUUCUGUCGCCCCAACCUUCAUUUCCCCCCGAAUUACACAAAACCUUCCACCACUUUUCGCUGUCUUCCUUCAGCAGUUAAGGCUGCCAAUUUUGGCCCCACAAGUUGGGUAGCUCUCCGUCCGAAAUGCUCACCCGUAAGAGCCAGUGGCCAACCCCAACAGAUGGGUGGGACUGGAAGCAAAGGGACGAAUGGAUUGAGUUUGGUGCAACCCAUUUUGAGGUUUGCUGGGAACAAUCUUUUACCCUUGGCUCUGGUCUCUGCGGUGGGAUUAGGAUUAGCAUAUCCCAGUCUUGGUUGUGCUGCUGAUAAAUACAAUUUGUCAAAACUUGGGCCAUUUGGAAUUUUUAUUAUCUCAGGAUUGAUGUUGCGCAGUGAGGAAAUCAGUGCAGCUGUAGAAGCAUUCCCUGUUGGGCUGUUUGGGAUAGUAUCUAUUUUAUUUCUCACACCAUACUUUUCCCGGAUAAUAUUGCAUAUUCAGCUCCAACCCCAAGAAUUUAUUACAGGAUUGGCCAUGUUUAAUUGUAUGCCAACCACAUUAUCAAGUGGUGUUGCACUUACCCAGCUUGCUGGGGGAAAUUCUGCACUGGCUCUUGCAAUGACAGUAAUAUCUAACAUGUUAGGGAUUUUCAUUGUUCCGUUGUCCCUCAAAAAAUUUGUAGCUGAUGGAGUUGGAAUGACCUUACCGACUCAACAGUUAUUUAAAAGUCUCGUGCUGACUAUAUUAAUCCCCCUUCUUUUGGGAAAGGUUCUACGUGAAUCUUUUAAAGAUGUGGCUAACUUCGUUGACAGAAACCGUAAGCUUUUCUCAGGAAUCAGUGCUCUUUUCCUUAGUCUAGUACCUUGGACUCAAGUUAGCAAGUCAAAGUCACUAUUAUUAACGGUGAAGCCUACAGUAUUUCUUGUGGCUAUUGGAUUGGGAACACUUCUUCAUCUGACCUUGCUGAUAUUCAAUAUUAUAGCUGUCUCGGCCCUUUCAGCUAUCUCUGGGGGUAGAAAAUCGACAUUUUCGCGCAAGGAAAAUGCCAGUGCACUCAUACUUGUUGCAAGCCAGAAAACAUUACCUGUAAUGGUGGCAGUGAUACAGCCACUUGGUAAUGCAUUUGGAGAACCUGGGUUACUUGUUCUUCCUUGUGUUGCAGCACAUCUAAACCAGAUUAUACUGGACUCUUUUCUUGUUAACUUCUUGCGUCCCAAAGACCGUUACAAUGAUACGAAGGUGGCCUAAACAAAUGAACUGGUAGCCAUCAUUAUGCAUUGGCAUAUUGUGAAACACGUCAAGCUGCAUCUACAGAAAGCUUAAUUUAAAGGAAGUUUGAAUGCUUUCCGUUCCACUUUUUGCAGUUUUAGGAGUGACGAUGUUUAUGCUUGUUUCCAAAGGAUUUUCGUUAGUUAUACUCUGCUGUCUCAGUCUGAAAAUAAAUGUCGACUAUUCAAGUUUUAUGUACCAAAUCUCUAAUUUAUGUACCCAAUAAUUGUGUACUUAUAUCCAAUAUUGUGUCUCUAAUAAGCAUAGAAAGAGAUUUGUAAAAAGGAAUGGUUUUGAGAAUCAGAUUGAGCCGGUCGGUUCGAUCUGGUUAAUUGGAAACUAGAAAUCAAAUUGGUUUGGGUGAAGGUAAA